Molecule: messenger RNA, 4863 nt
Organism: Sarcophilus harrisii (Tasmanian devil)
Lineage: Eukaryota; Metazoa; Chordata; Mammalia; Dasyuromorphia; Dasyuridae
Gene: KIT
Product: KIT proto-oncogene, receptor tyrosine kinase
Exons: 21
Coding region: 131-3043 (970 amino acids)
Biological process (GO): B cell differentiation; multicellular organism development; positive regulation of MAP kinase activity
Cellular component (GO): signaling receptor complex
Molecular function (GO): cytokine binding; ATP binding; transmembrane receptor protein tyrosine kinase activity
Source: RefSeq, a predicted model, not a curated record
CUGCUCUCCUUUGCCAUCCUCUAGUCUCCUCGCUCCCAGCUCUGGGGGCUUCGGCGUCUUUGCCGCGUUGGGUGCAUUCUGGCUACAGGAGGGACGCGGGGCUGAGCUCCCACCCCGGAGCAGCUCCAAGAUGAGCGGGGCCCGCGGCACCUGGGAUUUUCUCUGCCUCCUGAUCCUGCUGAGCCUCCAGACAGGUUAUCUUCAACCUACUAGUAGUCCAGCUAGUUAUUCUCCACCAUCCAUCUUUCCACCUGGAUCCCAGUUAACAGUGAAUUCUGGAAGUGAGAUUAAGUUGUCCUGUAUUGAUCCUCUCUCAGUAAACUGGACUUUUGAGAAUGUCAUCCAUCUUGAAUCGAGCAAAAAUGCGACAACGUGGGUCACGACCAAUGCGAAGGCCCAAGAUACAGGCAGAUAUACAUGUACCAAUGAGAAAGGCUUGAGCAGUUCCAUUUAUGUAUUCGUUAAAGAUCCCAAAAUUCCCUUCCUUUUGGAUCCUCUUCUCUAUGGAAAAGAAGGCAAUGAUGCUGUAGUCAAUUGCACUGUAACAGACCCGGAGGUGUCCGAUUUUACCUUGAGAUUAUGUGACGGAAAGCCACCUCCCAAAGACAUGAUCCUUAUUCCUGACAUCCAGAAAGGCAUCGUGAUUAAAAAUGUGAAGAGAAGUCACAAUAAGAUCUGCGUCCAGUGCUCUGCCUACCUCCAUGGGCAGUUGAAGCUGUCUGAAAGAUUGACCUUGAAAGUGAGACCAGCCCCUCAAAGUCCGCCAGAAGUCAGCUUGUCCAAAACGAACCACCUUCUCAGGGAGGGAGAGAGCUUUGAGAUUGUGUGCACCAUUAAAGAUGUGGCUAGCACCGUGGUGUCCAUGUGGAUAACGGAGAACAACAGGAUCAGCACCAAUACUCAAAGCUGGCAUUUUGGUGAUUACGCUUACGAACGUCAGCACAUAUUGAGAAUCGGUUCAGUAAGAGUUAAUGAUUCUGGAAUCUUCAUGUGUUUUGCCAAUAAUACUUAUGCACCUGCAAAUGUCACGGCAACCUUAAAAGUAGUAGAAAAAGGAUUCAUUAACAUUUUCCCCAAGACGAAUACCACAAUUUUUAUAAAUGAUGGAGAAAACAUAGACUUAGUGGUUGAAUAUGAAGCAUUUCCCAAACCUGAACAACUUCAGUGGAUAUAUAUGAAUGGAACAGUGAGUGACAAAUGGGAUGAUUAUACCAAGCCGGGAAGUCUGAGUACUAUCAGGUAUAUAAGUGAGCUUCACCUUAACAGAUUAAAGGGAACUGAAGGAGGUCCUUACACUUUUUCAGUGUCUAAUGAGGAUGUCAGCGCUUCUGUAACAUUUAAUGUUUAUGUAAAGACAAAGCCAGAGAUUCUUACCUCUGACAGACUCAUGAAUGGUCUGCUCCAGUGUGUGGCAACGGGGUAUCCCGAACCUACAAUAGAUUGGUAUUUUUGUCCAGGAACUGAGCCUCAGAGGUGUUCGGCAUCUGUUCUGCCAUUGGAUGUGAAGAUAAAUUCUUCCAUUUUGUCACCCUUUGGAAAAAUAGUGGUUGAAAGCACCAUUGAUUCCAGUACAUUUAAAAACAAUGGCACUGUUGAGUGUAAGGCUUCCAAUGAUGUUGGCAAGAGUUCAGCCUUUUUUAACUUUGCUAUUAAAGGUAACAUUAAAGAACAAAUCACCUCGCACACCCUGUUCACACCCUUACUGAUUGGCUUUGUGGUCGCGGCGGUACUGAUGUGCAUCAUCCUCAUAGUUCUGACCUACAAGUACUUCCAGAAACCCAUGUAUGAAGUCCAGUGGAAAGUGGUGGAAGAGAUAAAUGGAAACAACUAUGUUUACAUCGACCCAACACAACUUCCUUAUGAUCACAAAUGGGAGUUUCCCAGAAACAGGCUGAGUUUUGGGAAAACACUUGGCGCAGGAGCUUUUGGGAAGGUGGUGGAGGCGACUGCCUAUGGCUUGUUUAAGUCGGAUGCGGCGAUGACCGUGGCUGUGAAGAUGCUGAAGCCAAGUGCCCAUUUGACCGAGCGAGAGGCUCUCAUGUCUGAACUGAAGGUCCUGAGUUACCUCGGUAACCACAUGAAUAUAGUGAAUCUUCUUGGAGCGUGCACUAUUGGAGGGCCCACAUUAGUCAUUACAGAAUAUUGUUGCUAUGGCGAUCUUUUGAAUUUUUUGAGAAGAAAGCGGGAUUCAUUUAUUUGCUCAAAACAUGAAGAAGCAGCUCUUUAUAAGAACCUUCUUCAGUCAAAGGAGCCUUCAUGUGAUGGAGCUAAUGAAUAUAUGGACAUGAAACCCGGUGUUUCUUAUGUCGUCCCGACAAAAGCUGACAAAAGGAGAUCCACAAGAGUAGGCUCCUACAUAGAGAGAGAUGUGACAACUGCAAUCAUGGAAGAUGACGAAUUGGCUUUGGACAUUGAAGACCUGUUGAGUUUCUCUUACCAGGUUGCAAAAGGCAUGAGUUUCCUUGCUUCUAAGAAUUGUAUUCAUCGGGACUUGGCAGCCAGAAAUAUUCUCCUUACCCAUGGUCGAAUAACAAAAAUCUGUGAUUUUGGUUUGGCUAGAGACAUCAAGAAUGAUUCUAAUUAUGUGGUUAAAGGAAAUGCCCGGCUACCUGUAAAAUGGAUGGCACCUGAAAGUAUUUUCAACUGUGUUUAUACCUUUGAAAGUGAUGUCUGGUCAUAUGGAAUAUUUCUCUGGGAGCUCUUCUCUCUAGGAAGCAGCCCGUAUCCUGGAAUGCCCGUCGAUUCCAAGUUCUACAAGAUGAUUAAGGAAGGUUUCCGAAUGCUCAGCCCAGAAUGUGCACCUCCUGAAAUGUAUGAGAUUAUGAAAAGCUGCUGGAAUGCGGAUCCUUUGCAGAGACCAACGUUCAAGCUUAUCGUGCAGCUCAUUGAGCAGCAGCUCAUGGAUAGUACCAACCAUGUUUAUUCCAACAUUACAACCAGCAGCCCCAACCACGAGAAUGCCGUUGACCAUUCUGUGAGAAUUAAUUCUGUGGGCAGCAGUGCUUCGUCCACGCAGCCCCUGCUUGUACAUGAAGAUGCCUGAAGGAGGUGGUGGUGGGCCCAGAGGAGGACAGGCCGGUCCUUUUGGUUUCCAUGGCUUUUGUUUUGUUUGUCCACUUGCCGGCUACUGGAGCCUGGUGGGUGCAUUGCUGUAAUUCUGUCCUUUGUGAAUACACUGUCAUAGCCUGAAUGAUCUCACUCACCAUAGUCGCAGCCAUCAUCACGGAGCAGGGGCGGAAGUUGUACAUAUUCUCAGUAAGGAGCUAGCCCGGGAAAACCCCCAUGGGGCCCUGACUUUAAGGAGACGGGAUUUGAGCCCAUUCCCCUUCCUCAUCUGGCCUGAGAAGGGAGCUUGCUGUUUGACCCUUUUUUCCUUUGUCAGAUAAUAAGUAGGAGUAGCCAAUCACUUUUUUAGUCACAUUAGCAGUUGGGGUACAAGAGUAGUGUCCCUGGUUGGGGUGCCCCUUUUUCCUGCCCCACAAGUACUUCUAAGAGACAUUGUAGCCAAGCAUUUCUGUAUAAAAUGUCAGGUUAUAAGAAAAGGAGAGCGGGAAGGAAGGAAGGCAUAUUAUGUUAAGGUAAUUUUCUAAAACACCCACUUGCUUGCAUGAAAACUAGAUUUUUCAAGUUCAGGUUCAUGAACCCUGGAAAAAAGCACCGCAAGUUUCCCGAAGAAGAGCAUCCCAGCCACUGUGUUAGCUUUCCCCUGUACUCGGUGUCUGUUUUACGACUGGCAACUCUGAAGGAGGAAGAUGGGGAGAUUGGCCGUAUACACGUCCGGCUGGCACAUAGGGGAGUUCCUAAAGAAAUUGCCCGUGUGUUUUAGGGGAAGAACUUUCCACGUUUGCUUUCAUGCACAACCAGGAGCCUCCCCAAGGGGAAAGGGCUGUCAAGAGUGGAAACCACAUAAGCAAUUAGUCGUCACCUUUUUUUUUGUCUUUUGUAAAGAAAGCACAGUUUUAAGAGUCUCUUUAAACCCGUUGACUUGCUGUACAGAUUUCCCAUAAACAGCCUGCAAAUCCUCGAAUGGCCUUUAGCUGAUACUUUGGAUGCCAUUUGCAAUAUCUACCUACCUAUCUAGUGCAUGAUGUCUGCGGGCAUGAGAGUGCGAGCUAUUUCAUAGGGAUCCUUAAUGUAGCAGGAAGACAAACUUAGAUUCAGCCUCAUUUACAGGCAUGCCCUGGACCUUGGGCCAGUAUAUAUUAUAUAUAAAAGUUUAUGUAUGUGCGUAUGUCUAUGUAGAGAUAAUCUAUUUUGAGGGGAACCAGGCCCUGAGUCCAAGAGCGGGUACCCAGGUGCCCAUCAAGCAGCCUUUGCUCCCUCCCAAGAACUGCCUUUGCUUUCUUGCUUCGUCCGUUCCCAUAGAUUGAUGACCCAAAGCAGGAGAGAAGAGAAUCUAAAGUACCUAUUUACACCCCCCUUGCACUUGAGGCGCCAUGUUAUUUAUGGAUUCAACAUACUGUAGCCCCCUUUUCUGCUUUGGGGCCCGAUAAACUGAGGAUAAUUCUCUUUAAAUGGACCCUUUUGGUCUCUGGCACAAAGUAAUAGAUUUUGCGAUAGUCCCCAUUUCCAUAAACUCCAAAUUGAGUAACUAUUAAAUUGAAAAUGUGACGUGUUUUAAGCAAGGAUUCCCCUUUUGUCUCCAUCGUUUUCCUUCCACCAUGAAGGCGGAUCUCUGGUCGCCAGAGGAAGAUCACAUUUGCACUGUACUUGCCUAUGCCCUUUCUAGACAUUGGCGACUUCUUGGGGAGGGGGGGAAUUGUUAUGCAGACAGUUUAUCCUGGAGCUUAUCUUCAUCACCAGAACCUUCCUUUCCCAUAGCAUCGGCUUUUAUUAUAUUAGUUAUGGUAGGAAAAAAAAAAA